AUGAAUACACAGCUGCCGAACUCGCGGCGUCUCCGCUCUCAAUCCAAUCUGCCGCCAUCAGUAACCCUCCUCGAUGAGGUCAUCGCCGAAAUCUUAUCAUGGCUUCCAGUAAGAACUUUGAUGCAGAUCAAGUGUGUGAGUAAGUCUUGGAACACUAUUAUCUCUGAUCCUAAAUUCAUCAAAAUGCACCUCAAUAGAUCUGCACGAAACCCGCACUUCUCGCUAGUCUCUUACAAGACACCCACAUUUGAUGAUGAUGAUCACCGUUUCAUACCUUUUCCUGCUGGUCAUUUAUUAGAUAACCGUCAUAUCACCUUUCCUAAGGAUCCUUAUUAUCUGUUGCAUGACAAGGAUUGUCGUGAAGUUAUUGGUUCCUGCAAUGGAUUGGUCUGUUUGUUGGGCUAUUCUUCUGCCGCCGUCAAUACCUACACUUAUCGUCAAGUUAUCUGGCUCCGUUUCUGGAACCCCGCCACCAGGAAAAUAUCUGAUAGGUUAGGUAGUUUCGAUGAUUUCGAUUAUGGAUCGAAUUCUUGGAGGUUCGUGUUUUGUUAUGAUAAUUCAACGGACUAUUAUAAGGUUGUGGCCUUGCAUUAUAAUGGAAAUGUCAACAGCCCCGUGGUUGAGGUGAGCAUUUUCACUUUGGGUGAUAAUGUUUGGAGAACUAUACAAACUUUAUCUUUUGUGCCUCUUCAGCUUCUCUAUAGCUAUUGGAGAAUGUAUGAUGGUGUACAAUUCAACUGCACGGUUAACUGGUUGGCACGCAAUCGGAUUCCAGGGACUGAGACAUACACUGUUGACUGGUUGGCACCUAAUACUACUAUUAUUUAUGAAUUUGUGAUUAUUUCACUACAUAUAGGGACUGAGACAUACACAAAGUUGAUGCUCCCUCCAAGUGCUGACAAGUCGACACAUUUAUCAAGUGUUUGUGUGUUGAUGAACUCCUUCUGCUUUUCUCAAGAUUUCAACGGAACAGAUUUUGUUAUAUGGAAGAUGACAGAAUUUGGAGACGACCGGUCUUGGACUCAGUUAUUUACAUUUAGCUAUCACAAUCUUCGAAUGAAUUUAAAUUCAAGAGUUGUUUACUCGAGGUUGAAAUUAAAGCCGUUGCAUCUUUCUGAAGAUGGUGAUACAAUAGUAUUCGGAAGCUGCCUAGAUAACCAAGCAAUUCUGUAUAACUUGAGAACUAAUAGAGUACUGAAAUCUAGAGUUAACAAAAAGAUAUGUUGGUUCUCUAUCAAGGAUUAUGUCGAAAGUCUGGUUUCAACCUAUUGA
This is a messenger RNA of Medicago truncatula (barrel medic), 1272 nucleotides long. Its product is annotated as F-box/kelch-repeat protein At3g06240. The record is from RefSeq and is a predicted model, not a curated record. The transcript has a single exon. NCBI's taxonomy places the organism in Eukaryota, Viridiplantae, Streptophyta, Magnoliopsida, Fabales, Fabaceae. The coding region runs from base 1 to 1272 and encodes 423 amino acids. Gene Ontology annotation, molecular function: protein binding.